UGCUGUCCUCACUGCACCACAAAUGCUCACUCAGCCAGCUUUGAUCAGUCUCACCUAACCAGAUCUGAGGGAUUGGUGAGGAAGCAGUCAAGCCAGACAUCACUGUGGAUGUUGAAGAGGGAGUUACUCAGACCACAGACUUCUUCAUUUGCUCACUCUGGAUUACAGCUACUUAAGCGCUCUGUGUGGCUGGGUUGGGUGCGCCUGAGGAAACACAUCGGAGACACCACUUGGGGUUAGUCUUCCCGAGCCCUUCGAGUCUCUAACUACUUCUCGCCAUUACCAUGGAGCCCAACAGUCCCAAAAAGAUACAGUUUGCUGUGCCUUUAUUCCAGAGUCAGAUAGCACCCGAGGCGGCAGAGCAGAUCAGGAAAAGAAGACCUACACCUGCAUCACUGGUGAUUCUCAAUGAACAUAACCCCCCAGAAAUAGAUGACAAGAGGGUGACCAACACACAAGCAGAAUCACAGAAUGCAUCCCCUAAGCAAAGGAAGCAGAGCGUGUACACACCACCCACCAUGAAAGGGGUUAAACACCUGAAAGGCCAGAGUAAAUCAGCAUUCCCCGAAGAAGAAGAGGGCGUCAGUGAAAGAGAAGAGCAAUGGGACCAUUAACUAGGGGGUCUGCAGCAAGAAGACUCCUUGGGAAUAACUGAACUAUUCACUUUUCUGAACAACCCAUGGAAAGCCACCUUGACUUCCAGAAGCACUCCCCACCUCUGCUCUCCACACUCACACAGUAGUAGCACACCUCCUCGGAAGCCCUCCUUGAUUGGACCUUAGAACUAAGUACAGGUUGUUCCAUAUCACUUACAAGUCAAAAACAAGCAUUCAUUUUAGUGUGCUUUUUGUUUUUAAUGACAUUGACUUUUGCAAGUGUGUGAGUGUUCUAACUUUAAUAUUGCUAAGCUUCCCUGGUGUUCUACUGAUAUAGUUUGCCUUCCAAGGUCAAAUGUAAAUAGCAUCAA
This is a messenger RNA of Artibeus jamaicensis (Jamaican fruit-eating bat), 967 nucleotides long. RefSeq names its product protein phosphatase 1 regulatory inhibitor subunit 1C (gene PPP1R1C). The record is from RefSeq and is a predicted model, not a curated record. The transcript is spliced from 6 exons. Gene Ontology annotation, molecular function: protein phosphatase inhibitor activity. Gene Ontology annotation, cellular component: cytoplasm. Lineage: Eukaryota; Metazoa; Chordata; Mammalia; Chiroptera; Phyllostomidae. The coding region runs from base 285 to 614 and encodes 109 amino acids. Gene Ontology annotation, biological process: intracellular signal transduction.